GGCCGGGCGGCGCCCCUGCGCCGCUGAGCCGCGCCGCAUGGGGAGCGCGGGGCGCUCGGGAAGAUGCCCCGGCCCGAGCUGCCCCUGCCCGCGGGCUGGGAGGAGGCGCGCGACUUCGACGGCCGGGCCUACUUCAUCGACCACGCGCGCCGCACCACCAGCUGGGUGGACCCGAGAGACAGGUUCACCAAGCCGCUCACCUUUGCCGACUGCAUCAGCGAUGAGUUGCCCCUGGGCUGGGAGGAGGCGUACGACCCCCAGGUUGGAGAUUACUUCAUUGACCACAACACCAAAACCACGCAGCUGGAGGACCCGCGGGCGCAGUGGCGGCGGGAGCAGGAGCACAUGCUCAAGGACUACCUGGCGGUGGCGCGGGACGCGCUGAGCGCGCAGCGGGAGACCUUCCGGGUGAAGCAGCAGCGCCUGGAGCUGGCGCAGCACGAGUACCAGCACCUGCACGCCGUCUGGGAGCACGGGCUGGGCUCCCAGGUCAGCUUGGUCUCUGGUUCUUCAUCCAGCUCCAAGUAUGACCCUGAGAUCCUGAAGGCGGAAAUUGCCACUACAAAGUCACGGGUCAACAGGCUGAAGAGGGAGAUGGUCCACUUGCAGCAUGAGCUUCAGUUCAAGGAGCACGGCUUCCAGACUCUGAAGAAGAUCGACCGGAAGAUGUCCGAGGCUCAGGGCGGCUACCGGCUGGACGAGGCCCAGGCUGUCCUCCGGGAGACGGAAGCCAUCAGGAAGGCCAUCCGCUGCGGGGAGAAGGAGAAGCAGGACCUCAUGAAGGUGAGAGGCCGCCGGGGCCGGGGCGUCCGCGCGGGAAGGGCCGGCGUGGCGGUGUCCGCUCCCCUCCGGCCGUCGCGCCACGUGGAGGGCGUGUGGGGCCCGCGCGGGCUCCUGGGCAAGGGAAACCGAGGGAACUGCCGCGUGGCCGCCAAGACUCGGUCCCCCCCCCCCCCCCCGCCAGGCCUGGCCGCGCUGAAGGACGGCUUCCGCCCCGCCGGGGGCUCCCACUCGGACCCGUGGUCCAGCAGCAGCAGCUCCCUGGAAAGCGCGGGCGGCUCGCUGCCCAAGCAGUUCCUGGACGUGGGCUCGCAGACGGACGUCUCGGGAAGUUGCGGUGGCGGCGGCCACAGCCAGUUGGCCGAGAAGGUCAGACUGCGGCUCCGCUACGAGGAGGCCGGGAGACGGGUCGCCCGCCUGAAGAGCCAGCUGGCCAGGCUGGACAGCGAGGCCUGGCCUGGCGCGCUGGACUCCGAGAGGGACCGGCUGGUCCUCAUCCACGAGAAGGAGGAGCUGCUCAAGGAGCUGCGCUUCAGCAGCCCCCGGGCGCGCGGCCGGGGCGAGCUGCAGAGGCUGGAGGAGGACCUGCGGGCCGCCCGGGACUCGCAGAGCCAGGCGCUGGGCGCGCGGUGA
This is a messenger RNA of Perognathus longimembris pacificus (Pacific pocket mouse), 1413 nucleotides long. Its product is annotated as protein KIBRA-like. Lineage: Eukaryota; Metazoa; Chordata; Mammalia; Rodentia; Heteromyidae. The transcript has 10 exons. Gene Ontology annotation, biological process: regulation of hippo signaling; negative regulation of organ growth; regulation of DNA-templated transcription. Bases 64 to 1413 code for a protein of 449 amino acids. Gene Ontology annotation, cellular component: cytoplasm. Gene Ontology annotation, molecular function: kinase binding; molecular adaptor activity. The record is from RefSeq and is a predicted model, not a curated record.